AUGGCUCUACCACUUCUUCCACGAUCCAAACCGCUGCCGAUCAUUCACCUUAAUGGAUUCCCUGGAACCGGAAAACUGACCAUUGCACGAGAGGUCGUUACAAUCUUACAGGAGCACUUUGCAUCCUUUGGGACGGGAGAAAAAGUCAAGCUUGUGCACAAUCAUCUAAUGAUUAAUCCCGCCGAUGCUGUCCUGCACAGAACGCAGCCAGGGUAUCAAAAACUACGCAAAGCGUUGCGAGACGCGAUAUUCUCGACGCUGAAAAGCGAGCCCGCCACGUUCACCACGGCCUACCUGUUCACCGACUGGCAGAGUGGUGAUGAUAUUGGCAUACAAGUGUGCAAAGACUUUCAAUCUACAGCAAUUGAGCGAGGGUGCGAAUUCAUUCCGAUUAUUGUCCACUGCGAGCAGGCGGAGAACAUUGCUAGACUCGGGAACAGUGAUCGGGUACUCUGGAACAAGGUCACUGACCCUGAACUCCUGAUACGAUUUCGAGAGGAAUUGCACCCACCACCAGUCCAUCUGUUUGAGGAUGUGGACACCCGCUUGGAACUGGACGUUACAAAGCUGAGUGCUCAGCAAGCAGCACAACGUAUCAUGCGACAUGUGCUCACAUGCCUAUCCAACAGCGCGAGCGAUGUUCUGCGAAAUUCGGAACCAUGA
Messenger RNA from Bipolaris victoriae FI3, 663 nucleotides. RefSeq lists its product as hypothetical. The transcript has a single exon. Lineage: Eukaryota; Fungi; Ascomycota; Dothideomycetes; Pleosporales; Pleosporaceae. Bases 1 to 663 code for a protein of 220 amino acids. The record is from RefSeq and is a predicted model, not a curated record.